AAGAAUUUAUAGGAUGAUAAUGGUUGGGCAGUGUGUGAAAACUGAAACACUCAAAAAGCUUCUCUAAACUUUUUGCUUUUUUUCUCUUCUCUCUGAUUUGUUCAUCACUUUCUUCUUUUUUAUCUGCUUUCAUUGCCCUAAUCAGAACCUCCAAAAUCCUAUACAGAUUUCUUCAGAAAGUAAAAAUCCAUUGGCUUCUUCUUCUUUUUCCCCCUCGUUCUCAUCCUCAUCACUUUGGCCUUUUUCCUUUGGUUUCUUCUUCUUCUUCUUCUUCUUCUCUCUCUUAUGGAAGUCUCUGUUUAUUCAAAUAGAAACAGUGGCCAAAUCCACUUGCAACACCACCAAAUCCCGGCGUUUGGAGACUGGGAUAAGGCCAAGGACUUGCCGAUCACUCAGUAUUUCGAAAGCGCUCGUCAGGCCGGUUUGAUCCGCUACAGUUCUUCCUCCGGUGAAAGCGGCCCCUGCUUUCCUCCCUCCGAUUUGUACUCCGCCGAUCGGAAGAAGCCUCCGCCGCUCGCCACUGCCGGACGCAAGGGACGGGUGAGGGAAAAGCGUAACCCGCAUGUGGGAUUAAAGGAACAUAAUAAUAAUCAGAUUCCAAUAAAGAAACAGCAGAUGCAACAAGGGAGAGUGUUCGACGUGACGGAAACGGGGGGAGCGCGAAAAUUGAAGCAAAACGACGUGUCGGUUCCGCAUCCUCCGGCUAGAUCCAAUGUUAGUAGACCGCCCAAGCCUGUUGAUGAAGAUCUCUACAAAAUCCCACCGGAGUUGCUGCAUUCUUCUAAGCGGAAUAAAAUGAAGGGCUUGUUUUCAAGGUGUUUGGUACCUGCUUGCAAUUGAGGAAUUGAAAUCUUGUGGCCCUGUCCAUUGGAGCUCAGCAGUAUGAGGAAUUGUUGAACUAUCAUAUCUAAUACCCCUUUGUUAUUUUAUUUUAUUUUAUUUAUUUUAUUUUUACAAGUUUUUGUUUUAGUUUUAAGAAAAUAGAAAUAGAAUAGAUUGGAUCAGUUCUUGUUCUAAUUUUAAUCUAAUGUAAAAAAAAUAUAUCAUAUAGAAAUCUUGAGAGGUACUAUCUAUUAAAUGAAUUAUAAUGCAUCAGUUCAGAAUUUUGAUUGUA
Messenger RNA from Benincasa hispida (wax gourd), 1114 nucleotides. Its product is annotated as ubiquitin hydrolase. The record is from RefSeq and is a predicted model, not a curated record. Lineage: Eukaryota; Viridiplantae; Streptophyta; Magnoliopsida; Cucurbitales; Cucurbitaceae.